AUGGCCAAUUUAAAAAAUGAAGUUCAAAUGUCAAAAGAGGAAAAAGAAGAAUCCAAGAUUCAUUUAGAUUUUAUUGAAAAAGUGAGAGAAUUGGGCAAAGAAAGAUUAGAUACAAGAACCAAUAAUAAACAACUAAACGAUGAAAGGAUCAAGAGAAGACAGCAAAAAAAUUUACAAUCAAGUAUAAAUCAGGAAAUUCCUGAAAAAAGUAAAGCUGAACUAUAUGUUGAUGUUAAAAGACAAGUUGCAAUUAAAUUAUAUGAAAAAUUUGGUUUCAAAAUUAAAGAAUUGGUUAAAGAUUAUUAUCAGCCUGAGAGAGAUGCUUAUUUGAUGGUAUUAGAAUAA
Entrophospora sp. SA101 is the source of this 345-nucleotide messenger RNA. The record is from the annotation of a GenBank genome assembly. NCBI's taxonomy places the organism in Eukaryota, Fungi, Glomeromycota, Glomeromycetes, Entrophosporales, Entrophosporaceae.